This is a messenger RNA of Merops nubicus (carmine bee-eater), 1072 nucleotides long. RefSeq names its product adenylosuccinate synthetase isozyme 2. Gene Ontology annotation, molecular function: adenylosuccinate synthase activity; nucleotide binding. The transcript is spliced from 11 exons. NCBI's taxonomy places the organism in Eukaryota, Metazoa, Chordata, Aves, Coraciiformes, Meropidae. The annotation marks the transcript as partial. The record is from RefSeq and is a predicted model, not a curated record. Gene Ontology annotation, cellular component: cytoplasm. Gene Ontology annotation, biological process: 'de novo' AMP biosynthetic process; IMP metabolic process.
AUGGGAACUUACUUAAUAUUCUGUCAGACAGCUGCUAUCAAUGGCCCUUUUGGGAUUGAAUCUUUUCAUGUUGAGAGCAUCAUGGCGGGAGGCAAUAAUGCAGGGCAUACAGUUGUUGUGGAUUCUGUGGAGUAUGACUUUCAUCUUCUGCCAAGUGGGAUCAUCAAUCCAAAAGUGACUGCUUUCAUUGGAAAUGGCGUCGUAAUUCAUUUGCCAGGACUCUUUGAAGAAGCUGAAAAAAAUUUAAAGAAAGGAAAACGGCUCGAAGGCUGGGAAAAAAGACUAAUAAUUUCUGACAGGGCUCAUAUUGUAUUUGAUUUCCACCAAGCUGCUGAUGGCAUCCAAGAACAACAGAGGCAAGAACAAGCAGGAAAGAAUUUGGGAACUACCAAAAAAGGAAUUGGUCCAGUGUAUUCUUCAAAAGCAGCUCGAAGUGGACUCAGAAUGUGUGAUCUUGUUUCUGAUUUUGAUGAAUUUUCUGAGAGGUUCAAAGUGUUGGCCAAUCAGUACAAGGCAAUAUAUCCUACCUUAGAGAUAGACAUUGAAGGGGAGUUGAAGAAGCUCAAGGGCUGCAUGGAAAAAAUAAAACCAAUGGUAAGAGAUGGUGUUUAUUUCAUGUAUGAGGCUUUACAUGGACCACCAAAGAAGAUCUUAGUAGAAGGUGCAAAUGCAGCACUGUUGGACAUAGAUUUUGGCACAUACCCUUUUGUGACUUCAUCCAACUGCACGGUUGGAGGUGUCUGUACAGGUUUGGGCAUGCCACCACAGAACGUCGGGGAGGUGUACGGAGUCGUGAAAGCAUAUACAACCAGAGUUGGAAUUGGUGCCUUUCCCACAGAACAAAAUAAUGAAAUUGGAGACUUGCUGCAAGUGAGAGGUAAAGAGUUUGGUGUUACCAGUGGCAGGAAGAGGAGAUGUGGCUGGCUGGACCUUGUGUUACUCCGAUAUGCCUACAUGAUUAAUGGAUUCACUGCAUUGGCACUUACCAAAUUGGAUAUCUUGGAUGUGUUUCCAGAAAUCAAAGUUGGUGUUGCAUACAAACUAGAUGGUGAAAUCAUACCUCAUUUUCCUG